AUGCUCGUCGGAAUCUGUGGCAGCAUCUGCUCAGGCAAGAAGACGGUGGCGCAGUAUCUGGUUGAGCAUCACGGCUUCAAGCACCUGUACCUGCAGACUCCCCCUGCGUCAGUCUCAGACCAGCAGCAGCCCGCGGACAAGACAUCAUCUCCCUCUUCAUCAUCCGACGGCAGCAGCAAUGCAACCUCUUCCAAUGCCCUCGCGGCGAGCAAUGGCAGCACCUCCUCCUCCUCUCAUGUCUUUGCCACGGCCGAGGAGCUGCUGGACUUCGUCACCCGGCGAUGGCGCAGCCGCUUUGUGACGACGGACAUCCCCACGGAAAAGGUGCUGGACGUCUUCAUCCGGCGACCCUUCUUCCUGCUCAUCUCCAUCGACGCUCCGCUCACCGUGCGCUGGCGGCGCUUCCAGCAGCGCUCCAACCAGCCCUCGCAAGCCGGCAUCAGCCUCGAGGACUUUGUCGCGCAGAACGACGUGCACCUCUACGACCCCACCACGGGCCUGCAGCCGCUCAUCUCGCGGGCCACCGUCAGGCUGCUCAACACGUCCUCCUCCCUAGCCCAUCUCUACGCAACGCUGGGCAAGCUCGACAUCCCCAACCCGGACCGCAUGCGGCCCGGCUGGGACACGUACUUCAUGGCGCUGGCGUCUCUGGCCUCUCAGCGGUCCAACUGCAUGAAGCGCCGGGUCGGCUGCGUCCUGGUCGGGCGAGAGCGGCGCGUCAUCAGCACCGGAUACAACGGCACGCCGCGCGGGCUGCGGAACUGCGCCGACGGCGGCUGUCCCCGUUGCAACGAGGGCAACAGCUCCGGCGUCGGGCUGGCCACGUGCCUGUGCAUCCACGCAGAGGAGAAUGCGCUCCUCGAGGCCGGGCGGGAGCGCAUCAGGGAGGGCUCCGUGCUGUACUGCGAUACGUGUCCGUGCUUGACGUGCAGUAUUAAGAUCUGUCAGGUCGGCAUCGCGGAGGUGGUGUAUGCUCAUGGGUAUAGCAUGGAUACCGAGGCGGCAGAGGUGUUUCGCCAGGCGGGCGUCAAGUUACGCCAGUUCAUUCCGGUGAGUGAAGAAUUGCAUCUUUAG
Molecule: messenger RNA, 1074 nt
Organism: Trichoderma citrinoviride
Lineage: Eukaryota; Fungi; Ascomycota; Sordariomycetes; Hypocreales; Hypocreaceae
Exons: 2
Coding region: 1-1074 (357 amino acids)
Molecular function (GO): zinc ion binding; hydrolase activity
Source: RefSeq, a predicted model, not a curated record